This is a messenger RNA of Lactuca sativa (garden lettuce), 2646 nucleotides long. Its product is annotated as phospholipase D alpha 1. The record is from RefSeq and is a predicted model, not a curated record. Lineage: Eukaryota; Viridiplantae; Streptophyta; Magnoliopsida; Asterales; Asteraceae. Gene Ontology annotation, biological process: phospholipid catabolic process; phosphatidylcholine metabolic process. Gene Ontology annotation, molecular function: calcium ion binding; D-type glycerophospholipase activity. Gene Ontology annotation, cellular component: plasma membrane.
UCCAAUGCAUGAUGUACAUCAGAGUGCCUUUUCUAACAAUUGCUUCUUUUACAGACGACAAAUGGCUCCACAUCUGCUACACGGGACGAUUCAUGCUACCAUUUUUGAGGUCGAUAGGUUACAUAAUGGAUGGGAUCUUAGAGUUUGUUUCAAGCCAACAAGUCGAGGAAAAGGGAAAAAGUUUUUAGCUCAAGUGAAGAGAAUGGUACUUUGUAGCCCCGAGAUUGUGGGCUCUAAACUCUAUGCAACAGUCGACCUAGAAAAGGCAAGAGCUGCAAGGACCAGGAUAAUCGAGAACGAAGCAUCCAAUCCUCGUUGGUUCGAGUCUUUUCACAUAUACUGCGCACAUAACGUGUCAAACAUUAUAUUCACAGUCAAAGACGAGAAUCCCGUGGGUGCAAUUCUGAUUGGACGGGCUUACCUUCCUGUCGAGGAGGUCGUCAACGAGUUCGAAGUGGACCGAUGGCUUGAAAUAUUAGACGAAGAUCAUAACCCAAUACAAGGACCUUCGAGGAUUCAUGUAAAGGUGAAAUAUGUUAGUGUCGCGAGAGAUAGCCAUUGGUCACAAGGUAUUAAAAGUUCUACAUUUGGAGGAAUACCCUACACCUUUUUUAGGCAAAGAGAAGGUUGUGAUGUAACUUUGUACCCCGAUGCACAUAUACUAGAUGAUAACAUUACAUCUUACUUAGAAUCUGAAGGGUAUUACGAGCCCCAAAGAUGUUGGGAGGAUAUUUUUGAUGCGAUUAGUAAUGCCAAACAUUUGAUUUAUAUAACCGGGUGGUCCGUGUACACAAAAAUCUUGUUGGUUCGCGAUCCGAGUAGGCCGAAACCGGGUGGAGACAUCACGUUAGGUGAGUUAUUGAAGAGAAAAGCCGAGGAUGGGGUAAAUGUAUUGAUGCUUGUUUGGGAUGAUAGAACUUCGGUUGAGGCUCUGAAAAAAGAUGGAUUAAUGGCGACACAUGAUCAAGAAACGGGAGACUUUUUUCGUGACACUAAGGUUCAUUGUGUAUUAUGCCCUCGUGAACCCGAUGACAAGAAUAGUUAUGUUCAAGGGAUUCAAGUCGCGACCAUGUUUACUCAUCAUCAGAAAACCAUCAUUGUAGAUAGCGACAUUCCCGGGGAAGCGUCAGGAAUGAGGCGGAUUGUAGGGUUUGUUGGCGGUAUUGAUCUUUGUGACGGUCGGUAUGAUUCUCGGAAUCACUCAUUAUUUCGGACACUAAAAGACAUACAUCAUGACGAUUUCCACCAACCGAAUUUCUCGGGAGCCUCGAUUGCAAAAGGUGGGCCGAGGGAACCAUGGCAUGACAUACACUGCAAACUUGAAGGUCCGAUCGCGUGGGAUGUGUUGUAUAAUUUCGAACAAAGAUGGAUUAAACAAGUUGGAAGCCAAUUUCUUUUUACAUUACCUGAACUUGACGAGUUCAUAACUCACCCCGCCCCAGUCCGUCCAUCUGAAGACCAGUACACAUGGAAUGUCCAAUUGUUCCGGUCGAUCGACGAUGGUGCAGUGUCAGGGUUCCCACAAAAACCCGAGGAAGCAUCUAUGGCGGGCCUAAUUACCGGUAAAGAUAAUGUGAUUGAUCGUAGCAUUCAAGAUGCGUAUAUUAACGCGAUACGUCGUGCUAAAAACUUCAUCUAUAUCGAAAACCAAUAUUUUUUGGGGAGCUCGUAUGGUUGGAAACCAAGCAAUGAGUUCAAAAUUGAGGACAUCGGGGCUUUACAUCUCAUACCAAAGGAGCUUUCACUUAAAAUCAUUAGUAAAAUUAGGGCAAAUGAGAGGUUUGCCGUGUACAUAGUGAUCCCAAUGUGGCCUGAAGGGAUCCCAGAAAGCGGAUCCGUUCAAGCCAUAUUAGACUGGCAAAGAAGAACAAUAGAAAUGAUGUAUAAAGACAUCGCCAGUGAACUUCUAGCAAGAAAUAUUCAAACGGAUCCUAGGGAUUACUUGACAUUCUUUUGCCUCGGCAACCGUGAGAUGAAAACGUCCGGCGAGUAUGAACCGGUGGAGAAGCCCGAACCGGAUUCCGAUUAUAGUAGAGCGCAAGAAUCUCGACGGUUUAUGAUCUAUGUUCAUGCAAAAAUGAUGAUCGUUGAUGACGAAUAUAUAAUUAUUGGUUCGGCUAACAUCAAUCAAAGAUCAAUGGACGGGGCUAGGGACACUGAGAUUGCGAUCGGUGGCUACCAACCGAAUCAAAUAGGCACACAGUGGCCAGCUAGGGGUGCGAUCUAUGGCUUUCGAAUGGCAUUGUGGUUAGAACAUCUUUAUUACAUAGAUGACUCGUUUCGCCAUCCAGAAAGCUUGGAAUGCAUUCGGAAAGUAAAUGGAAUUGCGGAUGAGAAUUGGAAUUUGUAUUCCAGUCCAGAGAUAGUUCAAGAUCUUCCAGGCCAUUUACUUCGGUAUCCGUUGGCUAUCUCGGAAGCCGGAGAUGUUGCGGCUUUACCAGAGUUCGAGUUCUUCCCGGACACCAAAGCACGUGUACUGGGGACGAGAUCCGUGGGUCUUCCUCCUAUUCUUACCACUUGAAGUGGCUCGCUGUAACAAACAUAUUUGCGAUUUAUGGAAACUUAGAUAUGAUUUAUGAUGAAUUUGAACGUUUAUCCCUUUAAUUUGUACUUUUCAUUACUAAUCUAUACUUCUUAUCACCUUAA